Molecule: messenger RNA, 2812 nt
Organism: Procambarus clarkii (red swamp crayfish)
Lineage: Eukaryota; Metazoa; Arthropoda; Malacostraca; Decapoda; Cambaridae
Product: Y+L amino acid transporter 2
Biological process (GO): amino acid transmembrane transport
Cellular component (GO): membrane
Molecular function (GO): L-amino acid transmembrane transporter activity
Source: RefSeq, a predicted model, not a curated record
AUCGGUAUUCCUCCCUUGCUCCUAACAAAUUCUAUGACUCUCUUAAACCUCUGUAUCAGUGCCUCACUCUUAACUCGUUCUACAUCAUUUCCACGGGCACAUACAAAUAAUGGAUUUGUUCCCAUUUCCAGCCAUAAUACCAUUCAUGUUGUUAGCAAUAUCACCAAUUCCAACUCCCGGUUAGCAAACCCUUAACCUGUCCCCGCCAAACAGUCAAACGUGUGUCUGUGAGUACACAGACACAGACAAAUAAAUGCCGACCCACUUUGCAAGCGUGAAAAUGAGAUCGACAGAUUAUAUCACAAGAUAAUCACCAACUCAAACAGUCGAGGGGUUGAGAGGUGGGUUCCUCCCAACUCACUCUAGUGUCAACGCAACAGCCAGUCCUCGCUCCCAACACCCAGUCCUCGCUCCCAACACCCAGUCCUCGCCCCCAACACCCAGUCCUCGCUCCCAACACCCAGUCCUCGCCCCCAACACCCAGUCCUCGCUCCCAACACCCAGUUCUCGCCCCCAACACCCAGUCCUCGCUCCCAACACCCAGUCCUCGCCCCCAACACCCAGUCCUCGCUCCCAACACCCAGUCUUUGCUCCCAAAACCGGGCGGAAGGUGUGUCGUACCGGCGAAGUAGGAGGUGUAAGUGAUCUUGAAGGCUCAGAGACUUUAAGUUUAAAUCCGAUGAUAAUUAGCGGAGUCAGGAGUGAGCUGGUCACAUAUUUACUGUGAGGGUUUACGCUGGUCAUAAUACCUGGCUCACUGAGCUAAAUACUGAGCUGAGGAAGCUCGCCAUCAGUAUCUCCCGAAGCUGUGACAUCCAAACAUUUGCCUUUAUUGACUAGGCAAGAGGAGAUAGUCAUAAAGAAUUCACCACAAACAUUUGAAAAUUCCUUAAUACCACACUGAACCGCAAUGAAGGUUAAUCCUUCAGCGCCGCCGGCAGGGAAGGAUGCCGCAAGCCCCCGCCCGGGAGCACAUGCUGACGACGCAGCCUCAAAUACUGGCACCAGCGGGACACCCUCGGAGACCUUGCAGCUGAGGAAGGAACUGGGACUCCUAGACAGCAUCGUCCUCGUCAUCAGUAUUGUGUCUGGCAGCGGUAUCUUCAUCAGUGCUCGCGGGGUGCUACAGUACAGCGGGAGCGUGGGCGUGGCCCUCCUGACGUGGGCGCUGUCUGGUGUGGUGUCCCUUAUAGGCGCCAUCACCUUCUCUGAGUUUGCUACCAUGAUACCAGUGAGCGGGGGGUUCUACACCUACAUCAGCGUCGCCUUCGGCCCCGCCCCGGCCUUCGUCCACCUGUGGGUGAACAUCAUCAUCGUCCAGCCCACCAUGCAGGUGGUGAACGCCUACACCUUCGGCUACUACGUUCUCCGUCCCUUCUUCCCGGAUGACCCACCAGACGCCGCUAUCCGGCUCCUUGCUGCCGCGCUAAUAGUGUUGUUGGCGUGGAUCAACAGUCGAACGGUGAGAGUGAGCGUGGCGCUCCAGAACGUGUUGAUGAUACCCAAGUUGAUGAUCCUGGCGGGCAUCAUCAUCACUGGCCUCUACUACCUGGCCACCGACCUGUCUCCCAGCUACCACCACCCCUUCCACCACACCCGCUUCUACCUCCCGGCCCUCAUCACGGCCUUCUACCAGGGCAUCUACACCUACGACGGCUGGAAUAACCUCAACAUGGUGGUGGAGGAGAUAAGGAAUCCCAGCAAGAUCUUCGCGCUGGCCUCUGGGGUGUCCAUGGGCAUCCUGACGGUGGUGUUCGUCCUCACCAACGUCGCCUACUUCGCUGUCCUGACGCCUGAGGAAGUCCGCACCUCCACUGCUGUCGCUCUGUCCUUCGGGAAUGCGGCCUUCGGAGUGCUGGCCAUCACUGUUCCUGUAGCCGUGGCCAUCUCCGCCCUGGCCUCCCUCAACGGCCAAACCUUCACCCAGUCCCGCCUGGUGUUCGUCGGGGCCAGACAGCGCCAGCUACCCAAGUUCCUCGCGCUCAUCACCAUCAAGAGGAACACCCCCGCUCCCGCCAUUAUCUUCAUGACAAUGGUGACGUUGGUGAUGCUGGGGACGACGGACGUGUACGCCCUAAUCAACUGCUCCUCCUUCUCCAGGAGCAUCUCCCGCAUCGUCGCCACCUCCGGCCUCCUCUGGCUCAGGUACAAGAAGCCGGAGUGGAAGAGGCCGUUUAAGGUGUGGGUGGUGCUGCCGGUGGUGUACCUGUUGGUGAUGGUGGUGCUGGUGACGCUGCCGGCGGUGGAGGAGCCUGUGACGGUUGGGGUGGCGCUCGCCGUCAUCGCCAGUGGGAUCCUGGUCUUCUUCCUCCUCGCCUCCCACACAGGCCACUCCAGGAGGCUCGACGAAAUCUCUGGUGGGUAUCCAAGAUUUACAGUAGUUUCCCAUCUUUUAACCCAUUUCCAGUCCAGUUUUCUAUCUUUAAAUCGAGCGCUACAUGGUUUUCCCAUCUUAGUGUCUGCUUCUGAUACUCUUAACAGAAGGUAGCUUAGCCUAAAGUCAUUCAUCACCUCAGGAAGCCUAGUCUAAACUGUACUCAUUUUUGUAUAUAAUUAAUUCUAAAUGAUAGUCAUUUAUUUAGUUCCAUUCGACAGCUGAAAAGCUUACAAAUUAUUACAUCUGGUUAGAAUUUACAGGAUUUUAUAAAUCAUCUAUAUUCAUUUUUAUAAAUCAUCUAUAUAUGAUUGCAGGACUCGUAAUUCUGUGGCGCGGGUUCGAUUCCCGCACGAGGCAGAAACAAAUGGGCAAAGUUUCUUUCACCCUGAAUGCCCCUGUUACCUAGCAGUAAAUAGGUACCUGGGUGUUAGUCAG